GCAUGCUCAGCGGAGGAACACGUCCUCACCGCGCCCUGUAACGUCAUUAAUACGCGCCUUGUGUUUACAGACAGUCGUCAACAAUUUAUUUUCCAAAUGUCAGCAGUUUGAACCCUAAACACGGUCAUAUUUUAAAUUCUAACGCGAGUGUGUGGCGGGGACAAGCACGUAGUAAAUAAGACGAUCAUUGCAUUAAAAAUCUGCAUGUUUGGACGCAGACUUUGUGAAGUAUUGUGUGGGUGUGAUUGGAAGAUGUGAACCAAAAAGCUGUCAGAGGUCAAAAUCUUGUGCAAAAACUGCUUAUUAUAAAGUUACAGUGUGGUGUAUCAUGGCACGUGCAUACAGUGUCUUAAUGUGAGAAGAACAUGGAUGCUGCAGAAGAUCUGGAGACACUUGGUGAGAAACUGUACACUCUGAUUUACCCCAAACACAAGGAGACAGCUGGGAAACUCACAGGUAUGCUGCUGGAGCUGCCGGGACCUGUCCUGAGUCAGAUGCUGCAGGACAAGACCACGCUGACCGCAGCCGUGGAGAAAGCCCUCCGAGCCCUGCAGCUGGCCCAGGAGCCCGGCAGAGUGACAUGUAAGGACGAGGACGACGUGUCUGUGUCCUCUGACUCUCUGGGGGAGCAGCUGUUUGAGCUGGUGGAUGUUUACAACACCGGCCACUCGCAGAAAAUCACAGGAAUGCUUCUGGAGCAGCACAAAGACGCAGUUUUAAAACUUCUUUCAGAUCCAAAACUGCUGGAAGAGCAGGUGAACUUCGCCCUGAACACACUGAAGGAGCAGAACAUGGAGGAGACGGACUUCAGUGACACGUCGGACGCUGACGACAGCGAGAGGCUGGGAGAGAAGAUCUUCUCUCUGGUGGAGGAACUCCGUCCACUUCAUGCAAAUGAUAUUACAGGUAUGCUCCUGGAGAUGGAGCCCGCUGCUCUCCACCAGCUGCUCACGGACCCCACGAUGCUCGAGGCGGCCGUUCACAAAGCACAAGCAGCGCUGGACUCUCAGAAUCGAACUCUCUCCUCGUGAACAGACGAGGAAAAAAACAUUAAAAAGACAGAAUAAGACUUUGAUGAAGUCGAAUAUUAUAACGCCGGGAGCAGCGGACACAUUCCAGGAGAUCAAUCCCCCCCCCGUAUGAGCGGACUGUUGAGUUCCACUGGAUUUACUGUAAAUAAUUAAAGAGUCUAGUAAACACAAAGUGAUGACACCUUUCUAACACCUCUCAACACCUGUGCUGUCAUUUAAUGUCUCGUUACAUCUCGCAGCUAUAAUCUAUUACUACUUAUUUUAUUUCUAUAUUACUACUUAAUAAUAUAUAUAAUAAUACUUUCCUGCUCUGAGAUUUAACGAGUCUCUUUAUUUAACACACAUCUGUAAAAUAAAACCAAAAGACAUCUUUCAAAGUGCUACAGAGCGCAAAAAUAACUUUAUUACCGUUUCAUGUCAAUGAGGAAUUCUAACAUUGUUUGAAACCUUUUUAAAAAUCAUAACCGGAAGUCUACAAAAUCAUUUAAUCGGAAACAGACAAAUUAUUGAAUUAAAAAAAAAAAAAAAAAAUCAAUAUCAGUAAAUUAAAAUGACAAGUGUUUGAGUACAAUUCACGGCUUCCACAAGUUCCAUAAAGAU
Messenger RNA from Cottoperca gobio, 1631 nucleotides. RefSeq lists its product as uncharacterized. Gene Ontology annotation, biological process: positive regulation of canonical Wnt signaling pathway; protein polyubiquitination. Bases 366 to 1031 code for a protein of 221 amino acids. Gene Ontology annotation, molecular function: ubiquitin-ubiquitin ligase activity; RNA binding. Gene Ontology annotation, cellular component: nucleus; cytoplasm. Lineage: Eukaryota; Metazoa; Chordata; Actinopteri; Perciformes; Bovichtidae. The record is from RefSeq and is a predicted model, not a curated record. The transcript is spliced from 6 exons.